Galdieria sulphuraria is the source of this 1329-nucleotide messenger RNA. Its product is annotated as acetyl coenzyme A-transferase. Lineage: Eukaryota; Rhodophyta; Bangiophyceae; Galdieriales; Galdieriaceae. The coding region runs from base 15 to 1283 and encodes 422 amino acids. The transcript is spliced from 4 exons. The record is from RefSeq and is a predicted model, not a curated record. Gene Ontology annotation, molecular function: acetate CoA-transferase activity. Gene Ontology annotation, biological process: acetate metabolic process.
AAGAAAUCAAUUACAUGUCUCCAGAAGAAGCUGUAUCUUUUGUUCGUACAGGUGACAAUGUAUAUAUACAAAGCGUCGCAGCAGCUCCACAGACUUUAAUACAAGCUCUUUCAUCAGUUGUUGAGAACUCGGAUAGAAAACAAAUCAGUUUAUAUCAUAUUCUCAUAGAUGGAGAGUUGCCCAUAUUUACACCAAACUUUUCUGGAAAAAUAACUUCCAACUCUUUAUUCAUUGGUGGAAACUGUCGGAAACACGUAAACGAAGGAAUAGCUGACUAUACACCAGUAUUUUUGGGGGAAGUCCCUUAUCUAUUUAGGAGGCGUAUCAUACCUAUAGAUGUUGCUUUUGUUCAGGUAUCUCCACCAGAUAAUUUUGGUUAUGUUUCACUUGGAGUUAGUGUGGAUAUUACUUUAUCAGCCUUGGAGGUUGCCAGAGAACGAAUAGCUGUUGUCAAUCCCUUUAUGCCACGUACUCUUGGUGAUGCACUUGUUCACAUUUCACAACUGGAUCACUUGGUUUAUGAAGAAAAGCCACUUCCGGAGUUAAAUGUGCCUAAAGAAGAUCCUUGCCGUACUAAAAUUGGUCAACUGAUUGCAGAAAAUCUUAUUCGUGAUGGAGCCUGCCUUCAGACAGGUAUUGGUGCUAUACCAGAUGCAAUAUUGAAAUAUUUAAGACAUCAUAAAGACUUGGGUGUUCAUACUGAAAUGUUUAGUGAUGGUUUGAUAGAACUUGUGGAAAAUGGCAACGUGACCAACGAAUUGAAGAAAAUCGAACCCGGGAAGAUCAUUUCUAGUUUCCUUUUAGGCACUUCUCGUCUCUAUCGCUUUGUUGAUAACAAUCCUUUGGUUUGCAUGCGAGAUGUUACUUUUACCAAUGAUCCUGGAGUGAUUGGUAAAAAUGACAAUGUAGUAGCAGUGAAUGCUGCUAUAGAAGUGGAUCUGACUGGUCAGAUAUGUAGUGAUAGUAUUGGAGAAUCAUUCUAUAGUGGUUUUGGAGGACAAGUGGAUUUUAUGAGAGGAGCAGCAUUAUCAGAGAAUGGAAAGGCAAUUAUUGCCCUUCCCAGUACGGGUGGAAGACGCCAUUCUAGAAUAGUUCCUAUUAUCAAACCUGGUGGAGGUGUAGUAACUACUAGGGCGCAUGCACAUUAUGUCGUAACUGAAUACGGAAUUGCAGAGUUGAAAGGCAAAUCUAUUCGGGAGAGAGCAAAGGCACUUAUCAAUAUAGCACACCCUGACUUUCGUGAACAACUGGAACAGGAAGCGAAGCGUCGUUCUUUGUUCUGAUAGCGUUAUGAAUAUAGUUUCUGUAGAGGCAUUUAGAGGUUGAUGA